GCUAUGGGAUUCGAAGUGAGUCACUGUGUCAAAGUUUUAGUUUUCAUUAUACUAUCAUAAGGUAGUAUAAGGAGAGUUCACAAUGAGAACUAAAUCCUUUUGUCAAGGGGCUCUUUUGGGCUCCUUGGUUUGCUUCUUGCUUGUUGUGAGUUGCUAUGGUGAGCAAGACCAAACCACUUCAGGACUUGGUGUACCAUCUCAUAACGAAGAGUUCAAUACAGCUGCAGACCUUGAUGAAGGGAAAUUCAAGAAACCUAUUCCUUUUUUUAAGAAGCCAUUCCCACCAAAAAUUCCAAUUUUCAAGAAGCCAAUUCCUCAUCCAAUUCCAAUUGUUAAGAAGCCAUUACCACCAAUUCCAAUUGUCAAGAAGCCAUUACCACCGCUUCCACACUUCAAGAAACCAUCUCUUCCACCACUUCCACCUAUCAAGAAGCCACUUCCACAUUUCAAGAAGCCACUACCAAUUAAGAAGCCUCUCCCACCUAUUCCGGAUUUGAAGAAACCAUUUCUUGAUGAGAAACCUAUUCCAUUUUUUAAGAAGCCUCCAAUUCCAGCAUUCAAAAAGCCAUUUCCCCAUCCAAUUCCAAUAAUAAAGAAGCCACUUCCACCAUUUAAGAAGCCUUUCCCACCUAUUCCAGAUUUGAAGAAACCAUUUCUUGAUGAGAAACCUAUUCCAUUUGUAAAGAAGCCUCCAAUUCCAGUAUUCAAAAAGCCAUUUCCCCAUCCAAUUCCAAUAAUAAAGAAGCCAUUCCCACCUCUUAAGAAGCCACUCUUUCCCCCUUUCCCAAUUCACAAACCAAUUGUCAAGAAACCUAUUCCUUAGGGAAAAAAAAGGAUUGCUAUAGUAGUACUAUAGUGAUUUAAUAAAGUGGAAAGAAUGAGUAAUUCUUAUCUAUUUAUGUAAAUCACAUGAUGUUAUUAUUAUUGUUGAAUGGCUCCCUUUCCCAUCAAAUAUUAAAAAGUGGAUUGUAGUCCACAAAAUUA
Molecule: messenger RNA, 984 nt
Organism: Quercus lobata
Lineage: Eukaryota; Viridiplantae; Streptophyta; Magnoliopsida; Fagales; Fagaceae
Product: proline-rich protein 4-like
Exons: 2
Coding region: 83-823 (246 amino acids)
Source: RefSeq, a predicted model, not a curated record